AUGGUCUUCAAUCCUUCGAGCCCGAUACGAGUCUUUGGCCGGCAACAAGUUGUUAUCCUUCGACCGACCCCGAAGCCUCACAAAGAGGAGCAAGAAGCCACUGCGGCCAAGAAGACCAACAAAAUUUCUCCUAUCGAGAUGUCCAGAUCGUCUUCGCCGAGUUCUGGUUGGCGUGGGGGAGUUUCUCGCCUGAUGCGACAGUCCCAGGACCGACCACGUCCGCCUCCCAAAGAGGUCAGUCGGUGGUCCAAAACAACCACAGAAUCAGAGAUGUCUGAUGCAUUUCCGGAACCCCCAUCGUCAUCAGCAGACAAGAGAAGGAGCUUCCUCAAGAAAUCCAAGUUGAAGAGGCAGUCAAAGGACACGACAAAUUCGAGCCCAACAGACCCAUUCUACGACCCGGUGACCAGGCAGCUCCAACCGAUUGGAGAUAUCCCUCCCAUCGUUUCCACCAGUCGAGGUGAAGAUCCAAGAGCCACGUACGCUUCAGAUUCGGAUACUUCGUCUGAGCUCGACCCGACCAGCCCGAUCAUUCACAGAGCAAGCAGCGUCCGCGUGAGCAAGCCGCACAUCGUGCAGCACAGCAACAGCUCCGGUGGCUCGGUACCCCGGCUGUGUGCUCCUCAUUCGACCCAGACAUUGAUGAACGAUGGGCCGUCCAUGGCAAAAGCAUCACAGACCUUGGGAGAAGACCUCAAAAAUCUCUACGACCUGACGCCUGCUGUCGAGAAGGGCGAGAAGGCCGUUGUCCCAGGCGGUCCAGGCGACGCUCUCAAGGCGCUCGAAGGUCAAGAAGAACCGCAAGAGAAGGAUGCAAACAUCACCGCCCUGCCUCAGGUUCCCGCUGAAGUCAGCAACGAGCCGCGCGACACCAUGAAGGAAACCAUUCUCGAGUGGCCAGACACACCCAGCCGCAUUGAAGCGCUCGAUACCUUGCCUACACCCUUUGGCGGGUUUGGUUCUGUGCGGGUGCCUCGGACUUCCGACGCAACCUACUCAACGAGCGGGAGCACGAAUACCACCUACGUCUCUCCUCCCUCCAUAAUCGCCGACGGCCUCCGCUCAAAUCCUCCCACCGAGAACGACAAGAAACUCUCCCGUGCCAUCUCAGCACCGGCGCGUCACCCAGCGCGUCGGGUCAUGAUCCGGCCUGCGCACCUGAUCAUCAACAAGGGAGCCCACGACCAUAAACUGUACCGCGAAAAUAUCGUCAGCACCCCCUAUCCGGCAAGACACAGCAGUAUCGGAGAGAUUGACGAGAUCGUUCCUCCCACAACCCAAGAGGCGGGAAACAAGACGCCCAAGCUGAGGCGUUCGAGGCCACUCUCCCACCACACCGAAAAGUCGGCGGAACAAGACGGCGAGGGCGAGCCCAACACCACUGGCAAGGAUCAUACUCGCGCACAGGAUUUCCAGGACGACGAGAAACGAGAUGCCGCUCCCGAAAUCCCCUUCUCCACAAAACCCACACUCCUCUCGCCGACUCCCGUGCCACCAACAGCCAAAUCCGACCGAUUUCCUUCCCCGUCUGCGCCGGAGAUUCUUUUCCUGGAUCUUCGCUUGGCCCGCCACCCGUCUGCCCGGGUUACAGUUGAGAUCGAGGUGACUGACAAGACGACGUUCGAUGACGAGCAACUGUUCACGAUGGUGCGGGACAGCUACGUGACGAAACUAAUGGGUCGAGGGAGAUGGUGGUUCUGCGCGAGGACUUUGGAGGGUGCCAGCACGGGCAUCACUCAGCCUUUCGCCCCAGGAGUGCCGUUCUGGCAGAGCCCGCACCACAUUGGCGCUGGCGCUGGCGCUGGGACUGGGACAGGGGGCGACUUUGACGGCGCAGAUUUCGUGCGGCAUCUGCUCAACCCUCGCGUUGGGCGGCGGCGGAAGAUGUGGCUGCUCUGGCUCCGCAACAAUCAAUACCUCGACUCUCCCGGCACCCACAACAACAACAACGACAAUAUGAACGGCCAAGCACGUCGCGGUCGCGGCCGCCGGUCCUACCUGCCCCAGGAUAACGGCUCCGCACAUGGAUACGGCUACAGCCCGCAGGGCGACGCCACUGCGACAAGCCCGGUCUUCUCAUUCGUGCAUUCGCGGAACAACAGCGACGGAAUCGGCAACAAUGAGGUCUCGCCGACAACACAGGCAAACGGUCCCAACAGCGUCGCGGGUGCAGGCGUCGUCGGGUCAGGGGGAGGACUCGCCGCGAAACAACCCUCGGUCUCCCUCCCGCGAAUGCCCUUCCAGCCCUCAGCCAUGUCGUUCCACCGGACCAAAUCCCUCGCAGCCCUCACUUCAUCCCAUAUUCCCUUCUCCUCCUCCACUUCCUCCCCGUCCGCCACCUCGUCGCCCUACACCGCGAAUCCUCACGCCUCAUACCUUCUCCAGCUCCAUCAACAGCACCAGCAGCAACAACAACAACAACAAAAGCCACAAGGGCCACCAGCAACCCACCUGCACCACACAUUCUCGCUCGUCUCCAUCGCACUCUUCACUCUUCUCGUCCUCGUGCUCUCGUGCCUCACGGCGACGUUCUGGAUCCUCUUUGGCUAUCCCGGCCGCAGCGCCGCGGCGGGCAACGGCGAGACGACGGUCGCGGGCAAGGAGUACGCGCUGAGUUGGCGCCGGGACGCGCAGAGCCGGGUCGGCGUUGGCCUGGUCAUGGGCGUGGUGGUCCUGCUGCUGGGAAUUGGGGGCGAAGUGGGCUGGGUCUGGGCGAGUUGGGUGCUCGUCUAG
This is a messenger RNA of Cladophialophora immunda, 2733 nucleotides long. RefSeq lists its product as uncharacterized. The transcript has a single exon. Lineage: Eukaryota; Fungi; Ascomycota; Eurotiomycetes; Chaetothyriales; Herpotrichiellaceae. The record is from RefSeq and is a predicted model, not a curated record. The coding region runs from base 1 to 2733 and encodes 910 amino acids.